UAUCGGGUGCACUCAUUUGGUUUCCGGUUUGCCGCUUCUAAUUCUACCAUGGCUGUCACUUUGCACACUGAUCUGGGAGAUAUUAAGAUUGAAUUGUUUUGUGAGCGUGCUCCAAAGUCUUGUGAGAACUUUUUAGCAUUGUGCGCCAGUGGCUUUUACAAUGGCUGCAGCUUUCACAGAAACAUAAAAGGCUUCAUGGUGCAAACAGGAGACCCUACAGGCACUGGCAAAGGAGGAACAAGUAUAUGGGGACGCAAGUUUGAAGAUGAGUACAGUGAACACUUGAAACAUAAUGUAAGAGGAGUGGUGUCAAUGGCAAACAAUGGACCCAACACCAACGGCUCCCAGUUUUUCUUCACAUACGCCAAACAGCCACAUCUGGAUAUGAAGUACACAGUUUUUGGAAAAAUUAUUGAUGGCUUUGAAGCAUUGGACGAGUUGGAGAAACUACCUGUAAAUGAGAAGACGUUCAGACCAAUGACAGAGACCCGCAUUAAAGAUGUGACCCUUCACGCCAACCCUUUUGCUGGGUAGACAUAGGCCUCAAGAUGUAAACACACUGAGGAUCAUUCUCUGCAUCACUAUGUGCUUUGUAAAUAUUUGGUAUUGUUUUGUAUUAAACUGAACAUUUUUAAG
Molecule: messenger RNA, 636 nt
Organism: Periophthalmus magnuspinnatus
Lineage: Eukaryota; Metazoa; Chordata; Actinopteri; Gobiiformes; Gobiidae
Gene: ppil3
Product: peptidylprolyl isomerase (cyclophilin)-like 3
Exons: 6
Coding region: 49-534 (161 amino acids)
Biological process (GO): protein peptidyl-prolyl isomerization; protein folding
Cellular component (GO): catalytic step 2 spliceosome
Molecular function (GO): peptidyl-prolyl cis-trans isomerase activity
Source: RefSeq, a predicted model, not a curated record